AUGGAUGACCACUUGGGGGAUAGUCUCUUUAACAGUUACAUUUUGAAUACAAGUAGAAGCAUAGAUGGAAUUAGAAAUGUAAGAAGUGAAAUAGAUAUGAGAAGUGUAGGAAGUGUAAGUAAUGGAUCCAUAGAACUAAAUAGAAGCAGCAGCUCGUGUACGAGCUACAGCAGUGGUAGUAUGAGAAGCAUGCUCUGUAGUGAAUCUGGAGGGGAAAUGAACGACAAACAGAAUCACACGGUUAAAAGCGUAAAUGAAAUGGACAGCAAAAGUGCUACAGGAAUUGAACCCGUACGCGAAAAGGAUUCCUUAGAUGUAGCAGGGGUUAUGGGUAAAGAAGUUGUCAAAAAAAUGGCAUCUAAAGAGGGGAAAGUUGGAGGAGCAGCAGUUGGAGGAAGGGGUGCCGUGCAGAAUGACACACCUGCCAAGAGACGCACCAAUCUGUUGUGCUCAAUCAAUCCAGUGUUGGAAAACACAAGCGAUAUAGAGAGGUUUGUGAGGGAACAAAAAGAGUUUAUGGCUUUUUUAAAUUCAAUGGAUGCAGUUGCUCUUCGAGAUUCUAAGAGUUGGUGUAUGAACAAGAGCUUGAAUGGCAAUGAUAGUGAAAAGGAUACAACUGUCGAUGAGGAUAACAAAACGGACGAUGAGUUGGAAGAAACGGGUUCUAAGUUGGAAGAAGAGGGUUCUAAGUUGGAAGAAGCGGGUUCUAAGUUGGAAGAAGCGGGUUCUAAGUUGGAAGAAGCGGGUUCUAAGUUGGAAGAAACGGGUUCUAAGUUGGAAGAUACGGGUUCUAAGUUGGAAGAAGCGAGUGCUAAAUUGGAAGAAGCAUGUGCUGAGAAGGCUAGUCAUACAGGAGAUGCAUUAAAUGAUGAUAAGCAUUUCGAAGUAGAAUCAUUUGAUGGAAUUAACUGGGAAUAUGAAUCAAUGGAAAAAAUGGUUACUGCUAAGGAUGAAGGGGUGAGUGUGAUGGGUGACGGGGUGAGUGCGAUGGGUGAUCGGGUAUGUGAUAAAAAGGGAGAGAAAGACAUGAACAAUUUAGAGGUUACAUCCAAUCUGAACAGCAACAUAUUAUUUUCGUGCAAUGUGGAUGAAAGCAAAAUAGACGGAAAAAACGGAAAAAACGGAAAAAACGGAAAAAACGGCAAAAAUAGCAAAAAUAGCAAAAACAGCGAAAACAGCAAGAACAGCAAGAACAGCCACUGCAAUGACAGUAAUGAAUUCAGUUCAUGUGAUGAAUUCGGGGAAGUGUUCUCAAAGGAAGAUGAGAUAGAAUUAAAAGAACUGUGUAAUGGAUCAGAACAGAAAGAUUUGUUAAGCAGAUUAGUGAAUAUGAAAAGAGCAGUUGAUGAAUUUGUAUUAAAAAAUCAAAUAAGAAAAUUCCCGGCAAAUUGGGCUAGCAUAAGGAGAAGAAAAAGAAAAGUAAAAUACAGAUUUGAAAAAGAUAAAGCAGGAAUUUUUGAUUUCGUCAUGGCAUGUACUUCAGAGUAUAAUGGUUUUAAAAGAUGCUGGAACGUUGGAUUGACAUUUAUAAAUAUAACUGUGUUGGAUAUGAAGAUGAGUUACCAUUUUAAAUGUGCAAAACAUGAUGAAUGUGUAGGAGAUGCGUAUGUUGUUUUGGAAAAGGAUACAGGUAAUGUAGAAAUAAGAAUUAAAGGAGAUAUAUGCAUAGAUUUUCACGAAUUAAUUGAAGAAAGAGAAAAAAGUAAAUUGAAUAGAUAUAAAUGGGAGUUUUUAGAUUUAUGUAAUAAUGUAGACGCUGGUAAAGAGAGAGUUGUUGCAAUGGGAUACAAAUAUUUGAAUAGUAGUAUUACUGGUAGAAGAUAUGUACGAAAUUUUAUCUGCAUCUUAAACUCGCAUUGUAAUAGUAGAAUUCGUGUUGUUCGAGAUCGGGAUACAGGAAAAACUUGGCUAGAAUUAACGGGUUCUAAUCAUGAAGAACAUUGCCCAUACUAUGUCACAGCAGGUAAUGGAAAUCCUUUUAAAAAUGAUAAAACAAGAAGUCUUUAUGAUUGUAUACAAAUAGAAGCAAAUGAUAAUGUUAUGUCUAAUGAUCAAAAUACUGUCAGCAUUUAUGAUAAUGCAAAUUUAAAAAAUAGCUAUUUUGAAAAUUUUGGAAAAAAAUUGCGCAAUCAUGAUCCAUUUAGUGGUGUCAACUAUGGCUUAGAAGAUAAUGACAAGAACGAUGAUAACAAGACGAAUGCGAGAGAAGUUAGCAUUUCUAAUUCCUCCAAGGGAGAUUCUUCCAGAGCCCCAAAUGGAACUAAUGGUGCAAUCCAAAAUAGAAAAGGUGAUACAGACAAGAAAAAUGCUACAAUCAGUGGAAAUCCAUACGGAAGCAUUGUGAAAUACACACGCUCAAGAAGAGAGAUAGCUAAGAAGAUGCUAGAAGAUAAAAAAAAAACUGAAAUGGAUCAGCGUUGUCAAAAUAUGCAUAUACUCACUGAAAUAGGGAAAUAUAAAAAUUCAGCUUAUGCAUCUGCACACGUUACUUUGAGGAGGGCCAUGUGGUACAACAAAGAAAACAUGACAGGGGAAUACAGUGGAAAAGUUAUUGCUGGUGAUAGCGAGUUAGACUACACAGGAACUAGUUCACAUCCGUUACCGCUGUCCGAAAGGGAGAGUAUUAAGGAUGAUUUUUCUGUCACGAGCGAUAUGUUUCCCACUCGUCAGUACUCGAAGGCUGAGGAAGUGUCAGAAGAUGAGUGGGGAAAGAAGAAAAAGAGAUGUAACGAUGGAGGUAGUGGUGGUUGUAGUGGUGGUUGUAGCGGUGGACGUAGCGAUGGAGGAAAUGACAGAGAUCGUAAGAAAACAAGAGUAAUUAAUAUAGGCCAAAUCCCAGAAGAAGAAGCCGUAAAUCUGUGUAAAGGAGUAGAAGGUUACAAGCACCCAGAUGGUGCACCGACAAAGCUAAUAAAUGCUAAUAAUGCACCAAAAAAAGAGGAAAAAAUGAUGAACCAAGCUUUUGAAGGGUUAAUACAUAAUGGAAAUAUGGAAGAGAAAGAAAAUAAAUUCGAUAGACAGACAAGAGAUGUACCUAUUGGUGCACAGAUGCAUAUGGAUGGAGGCAUGAGAAUGCAUAUGAACAAAGGGAUAGGAAAUGUAUCCCCUUUAUAUUUAGGACAAGAUCAUUCUGCCCAUAAUGAAGAUCUGAUAAGUAUUCUUUCAAAUUUACACAACAAUUUAAUAAGAAAUGCAUUGAUCCCCAAAAAUUCAUGUGUUGAUCAGAAUAUAAGAAGCAUGAAUAACUCGAUCGGGGUUCCUGGUAAAGUAACUGUUGGUGGUACAGUUGGAAUUGGAAAUAUGAAUAAUUAUCAGUGGAUGAAUAAUAAGGAGAAAAACAAUCCCUCGUUUGGAACUAAGCAAGAUAACUUGGAUAUUAACAGAAUGGAUGGAUCUGCUGGAUCUAAUAUGAAUGUAGGAGACAUCAACAGAGGAAAUUUGGUAAACACUUCAAAUUUGAACAUGGUACCUUCUCACCAUAUGAAUGAAAUAAGCAUGUAUCAAAACGAGAAUCAAAAUGUCAUGUACAAUUUGGAGAGGAACGAACUGGUGACAAAUCCGAAUACACAAAUGGGAAUGUUCAAUAAUUUCAGCAAUGUGAAAAACGUAGACAUAGGUGCAGUGUUCCAAGGUGACACAAGUGCACCUCAUACAGGUAUACCUCAUACAGGUACACAUCAUGCAGGCACACAUCAUGCAGGAACAGAUCAUAGUGGAAUCAUAAAUAACAGAAUGAUCCAACCAUGCAACAUAGACAUGCAAAAAAAUCAAUUUCAAAGCAGAACAAAUGAAAUGAUAUUUCAGAACACAUUUUCUAAAAACGCACUUGCUUCUAUGAAUUAUCUGAAUAAACAAAAUACAAAUUUUAAAGAAUUUCCACAAAGGAAUGUAGUAAAUGAUUAUUUCAGGAAUAAUUGUGGGUCUACAACUAUGAGCAGAAGUAACACAUGCGCAACUAUAUUGAAUGGGUCUAAUGCUGGAGAACGGAUGAGCUAUGUAGGUAGAAAAUCCAUAAGACAUAAUAGUACUUGUAUUCCAGGGGAAAAUUCCGUUUCCAUUACUGCAUCUCGUGAAAGAUUGUACAGAAACAAUUGCUUCCCCGUGAGCAGAUGCAAUGAAAUUGGAAAUGACUCUAACGCAGGUAGAAACAUACCAUGGAAUGUGCACCGUUUAAGCAAUUUACCCGCUGCAUCUAUUCAGGUUAAGGGGAGCGGGAGAAUCAGCAAAAAGGGCAGCAACGAUGAAAGAAAUGAAGAUAGAAACGGUGUCAGAAAUGAAGAUAGCAAAAAGGACAGCAACGUCAACAAGCAUGAUGGUCUCAACCAUGCUGAGCAAUCCAGGGAUAACUACAUUAACUCCAAGGAGUACAACAAUAUGAUGCCCAAAUAUGAAAGAGAAAAUUACCAUCGACAUGUGAACAAUGCUAAUAUUAAUGAAAUGUAUGAAAGGAAUGAUUCAUGUACUGAUUUGAGCGAACAAAAGGAUGAAAACAUGCAUGAUGAUGAGGUGGUAUAUCAAAAGGGGCUAGAAAGGAAAAGAAAAUACAUCAAUAAUUACAAUACACAAGGGGAAAAUAAUUUGAUAAAUACAUUCUCUCAUGAUUAUAUAAGCAUAUCCAGUUUUUCGAGAAACAAUGAAAAUAAUACAACAUUCCCUUCUUCACCAGCUGUGAAAUGUGCAAAGAUGCAUCAUCCAUUCAAUAAUGAUGGUGAUACUUCUUUAAAUGUAGGUAAUGUGGUAGCGAAUGGAAUGGGAAUUGUACCAGAGAUCAACAUUUCCAAUAUGUCUGAAAAUCCCAUCAACUUUGCAGAUUGUGAAUCAUAUGAAAAACAGACCAAUUUGUUAAACAGCUUCAACAAUACGAGUAUGCAAAAUGUGAAUGGUAACAAUUGUCUCAACAACUUUAUCCCUAUUCCUCAGCACGACACAAAUACAUCGAGAGACCCGAUAUAUAACAGUAGUUCAAAUGAUGCAUUUGGAAUGAGUCACAACGUGUCAAGUUCACAACAGGAGAUGGGAGAGUAUGAAAUGAGCACUAAUCAAAUCAUGGAAGACGGGAAAUUUAUGAACAACUUAAAUAUGAUUCCGCACGAAGAUCCCCCGUUGAAUUGUAUGGCAGUUCCCAACCGGGUAGAAUUUCCCAACCGAGUGGAAUUUCCCAACCGAGUGGAAUUUCCCAACCGAGUGGAAUUUCCCAACCGAAUGGAAUUUCCCAACCGAAUGGAAUUUCCCAACUUGAUGAUGGAACAGCAGGAAAAUGCAAACAGAGAGACAAAUGUAUCAAACGAGUCUAACACCGAUCAGAUGAAUUACUACAACUAUGACUUCGAAACUGAUGAAUACACACAACAAACUGGUGGAAUAGAAUUUAUGAUGAGGAAUUAUAAUGCACCUUUAAAUAACAGUAGUGGAAAUAUGAAUGUAAAUAAUGUUUCUAAUGAUAUGAACAAUUUUUACGUGGGAAAUAAUUGUACAUAUAAUUAUUCAAAUGCAGUAGACAAUAGGAAUAAUUGCACACAAAACAAAUCAUUUAACAUGCCCAUGCAGAUUUUUAAUGUAGAAAAUCCCAUGUCACAACAAAACAAUAUACUGAAUAAUCAUCACAAUUUAAACCCCAAUGAAAAUGAUAUUAACCCUAACAACACUGUCAACAGUGGCUUAUGCAAUAAUGGAAUAAUCUUCCAUGGAGAUAUGCGUAAUGAUUUUCAAAAUGACAUGACCUUUUCAUACAAUAAUGCAAACAAUAAUAAUCAUUACUAUGAGAACAAUUAUCACAGCAAUGGUUUUCCUGUAAAUGCGGCCAAUGGCAAUGUCAUCCCAUAUGAAAUGAACGAUGGUAUCAAUGAGGAUCAAAACGACCAAGGAGAUUUUUACAAUCAAAAUUGUUAG
Messenger RNA from Plasmodium gonderi, 5889 nucleotides. RefSeq lists its product as hypothetical. The coding region runs from base 1 to 5889 and encodes 1962 amino acids. The transcript has a single exon. The record is from RefSeq and is a predicted model, not a curated record. NCBI's taxonomy places the organism in Eukaryota, Apicomplexa, Aconoidasida, Haemosporida, Plasmodiidae.